GCGCUUUUUUUUCUUCUUUUUUGUCUCUUGCUUCUUUUUUUUUGAUUGCCCUGGUGCUAUUCGUUUCUUCCUCCCACCAGCCUACUGGGGUUCGUACUGAACAUCUUGACUUUGGAUGCAGGGCAGUACUUGUAUUUGUGCCGGUCUUUGUUGAUUCAGUGUAUCCGUGCAUAACAACUCGCGCGCUAUUAACUUCUCGACGUCGACUCUGCAGUGAAAGAUGGUUAGACCAAGCCAAAGCAAGUCAGGGGGUGCUUUCCUUCCAACUGCCAGCACUAGUACUCCCACCUCUUCUCCAUCACCCACCAACACCGGGUCCUCUUCUACACCCGACACCGCUGGGUCCUCUUCUGCAUCUGACGCCGGUGGGACCUCUUCAGACUCUUCUACACCCGACACCAAUGGGGCCCCUUCUAUAACCACAACUUCUUCUACAAUCGACAUCUCCGGGACCUCUCCUAUAAUACCAACUUCUGCAACCCCCACAGCCGUGGUGACCCCACCGACAUCACCCCAAUCUUCCGCUGAACAAAAUACAUCAUCAUCAUCUUCAACAGCUGGGGCAGCAUCAACAUCAUCGGGAAAUACGACCAGCUCGUUAGCAACUUCCUCCACAAAUGUCAAUACCGGCGCCAUAGCAGGCGGCGUUAUCGGUGGAGUCGUUGUCCUAGUAUUGCUCGUCCUCGGACUCAUCCUCCACCGUCGACGCAGAAAACAUGUCGCGCCCUCCUCCGAAUUCGCAGACACCAUUAAACGCGGAGAGAUGCCCGUCCUCCGCCUAGAUUCCGGUGUAGAAAUCGUUCCUUCAUGGGCACGCAAUGACGUCCCUCUACCACUACGACAAGACUCGUAUUACACGAGUCCUGCCAUGUCGAAUAUGAAACUCCUAGAUGGGAUGGGGAUAGGAGGAUCAGAUGAGCAAUCUACGCGUUUCAGUUUAGAAAAAUCGUUGCAGCCUCUUCGACGCUCAGGUCAGCAGGGUUCGGAUGAAUCCAUGAUGAUGGGCAACACGGCGCACAGGGUAUCCAGUAUUGGCAGCUCACAAGAGUUCUGGUCCCGUGACACAGGAAAGUUUGAUACUCGGAAAGACUACAGAUCUAUAUCCCCCCUUCCUACCGACACUAACUACGCGCCCUUGAUGCAAAACACGUACCCCAUGGAGCCUUCUCGCGCAGUGGAGACCUUGCAGAACGCAUAUGCUGAUCUGUGGGAGCUCUCCGUUGUCCCGUUGACGCGCCCACUGCCAGAUUUCGUUCGUAACGGUGCGGAUACACAGCCUUUACCCCCGUUGAGACCUGUACGACCUAGUGUGGACAUUGGGAUUAGGAGGAAGGUUUAACGUUAUUAUUAUUUUUCAUAUAUGUUUACUGAACUUUUAUUUCGGAGUCGGAUUUUUGAUAUUGGUACAUGGUAUUCAUCCACGAGGGUUUAUGUACUGGUAAUCAACCUUCUAGACUCUGAAGUUAUGCGGCGAG
Molecule: messenger RNA, 1475 nt
Organism: Suillus discolor
Lineage: Eukaryota; Fungi; Basidiomycota; Agaricomycetes; Boletales; Suillaceae
Exons: 2
Coding region: 221-1339 (372 amino acids)
Source: RefSeq, a predicted model, not a curated record